Molecule: messenger RNA, 672 nt
Organism: Impatiens glandulifera
Lineage: Eukaryota; Viridiplantae; Streptophyta; Magnoliopsida; Ericales; Balsaminaceae
Product: putative F-box protein At1g67623
Exons: 3
Coding region: 1-672 (223 amino acids)
Molecular function (GO): protein binding
Source: RefSeq, a predicted model, not a curated record
AUGAACACACAUACACAUAUUUUAUCGAUCCCUGAUGAAUUGUUAAUCAAUGUUUUAGCUUUCUUAGGUGCUUCCUCGUAUUCUGAAUUGCUCAAGGCAAAAACCAUUUGUAAAACUUUUAAUCAGUUAUCUCAAGACGACUAUAUUUAUGAGAGAGCAUCUUUACAAGAUAUUGAUGUAGUUCCAUGGCAGAAAAAUAAUGAGCAAUCUAUAUUCUUAAAGCGAUGCACAAACUCUCACAAUUCAGAAGCUUUGUAUAGACAUGUAGUGGUGGAAUAUUUUAGCGGUCGAGAUUAUGAGAUAGGGUUGGAGUAUCUUGAAAAGGCAAAAAAAUUGGGACACGUCGGAGCACUUUAUGUAUUUGGUAUUAUCUCUUUGUUUGGAAAUAGUGAAUUGAAGAAGAAUGGGGUAGAGAUUCUAAAUCAUGAUAUGCUCAAGGGAAGAUUGUGGAAGUGUCGAGGAGAGUUGAUUGAGAUCAUCAAUAAAUUGUGGACGAACAUACCUCCUAAUAUGAAGAAUGUUGUCGUUUGUUGUUCAAUUCACAACGAUAACCAAAAAAAUUGGAAAUCAACGUGGCCUGUUAAUGAUUGCGAUGAUUAUGUAGAAUGUGAGGCGUGCAAAUGCGAUAGGGAACUCGAUUAUUUGAUGCCUUGUAUUGAUAUUCGACGAUGA